Molecule: messenger RNA, 2266 nt
Organism: Tachysurus fulvidraco (yellow catfish)
Lineage: Eukaryota; Metazoa; Chordata; Actinopteri; Siluriformes; Bagridae
Gene: nucb2a
Product: nucleobindin 2a
Exons: 12
Coding region: 163-1653 (496 amino acids)
Cellular component (GO): endoplasmic reticulum-Golgi intermediate compartment; extracellular exosome
Molecular function (GO): calcium ion binding
Source: RefSeq, a predicted model, not a curated record
AUUCCCCUAACCACUCCCCCCUCCCCCCUUAGCCUACCGCUGAAAUCCGUGUGUUUUCAUAUAGUGAUGACGAGACACUGAGGAAGUCCCGCGGUGAUGAACGCGCACCCGAGAGACCCGAAAACACGUCUAAUUUAACUCCUCGUCGUACAAAUAAGCAAAAUGUCAUGGAUCGAAGCUGUCACCGUUUGCCUUGUGCUCUCCAGCCAGAUGUUCAGCUCCCAGUCAGUGCCUAUUAAUGUAGAUAAAACUAAAGUCAAUGUGCCAGAAGAACAGGUACAGGAAAUGCCUCAAAAUGUGGACACUGGACUGCAUUAUGACCGCUAUCUCAGGGAAGUUAUCGAUUUCCUCGAAAAAGACCCACAUUUUAGAGAAAAGCUGCAGAACACCGGCAUCGAGGACAUAAAGCAAGGAAAACUGGCUAAAGAGCUGGACUUUGUGAGCCACCACGUCAGGACCAAGCUCGACGAGUUAAAAAGGCAGGAAGUGAGUCGGCUGAGGACGCUGAUCAAAGCCAAGCAUGACAUGGAAGGAGGGAACGGCGUGGCCGCGGACCAUCAGGCUCUACUGAAGCAGUUUGAGUACCUGAACCACAUGAACCCUCACACGUUUGAGGUGGAAGAUCUGGACAAACUCAUCAGAUCAGCCACAAAGGAUUUGGAGAACUACGACAAAGAACGUCACGAGGAGUUCAAGAAGUACGAAAUGAUGAAGGAGCACGAGCGGCGCGAGCACCUGAAGACCCUCAGCGAGGAGAACAGGAAGAAGGAAGAGGAGCAUUACGAAGAGAUGAAGAAGAAGCACGCCGAUCACCCGAAAAUCAAUCAUCCUGGCAGUCAGAAUCAGCUCAAAGAGGUGUGGGAGGAAGCGGACGGCCUCGACCCUGAAGAUUUUGACCCCAAAACGUUCUUCAACCUGCACGGUAAUUUUUUUUAUCAUCUGCAUAGCAUCGUUUAUCAAAGAUUCCGUAAUAAACCCUCGACGGCGUGUCGCUCGCUCGUUCCAGAUUCAAACGGAGACGGCUUCUUUGACGAGCAGGAAUUAGAGGCGCUGUUCACUAAAGAGCUGGAGAAAAUCUACGACCCAACGAACGAGGAAGACGACAUGGUGGAGAUGGAGGAGGAGCGCUUACGGAUGAGGGAACACGUCAUGAACGAGGUCGACUCCAACAAGGACCGUCUGGUUUCUUUAGACGAGUUCUUGAUGGCGACGAAGAAAAAAGAGUUUCUGGAGCCGGACAGCUGGGAGACUCUGGAGCAGACCCAGACUUACACCGACGAGGAGAUGCGAGAGUUUGAGGAACAUCUCAUCAGACAGGAGCAGGAACUGAUCCACAAAACAGACGAAUUGCAGAAGCAACGAGACGAGCUGGAGAGACAGCAGGAGCAGCUCAACGCACAGAAAAAAGAACUCCAACAAGCUGUCGAGCACAUGGAGCGUUUAAAAACCCAGAAUGCUCCAGCGGAAGUUCAGGUUGAAGGAAACGAAGUCCCAGAAUCCCAUAACAACCAACACCAGGCUCCUCCUGAGAACCAGUCGCUCGCCCCGGGACACCAGAACGUUCCUGCAGCUCAGCAAGAUUUGAGCCAAAGUCAGCCGCUUGCUCAGGAUUCCCACCCCAACGUCAUCCAGGACGUCCCACAAGUACCGUAGACGAGAGCAGAGUAUCAGGAGCAGGACUGUGCACACACACACACACACACACACCCCUUCUCCAGCGCCUGGAGGGCAUUAGGACCUCUCUAGGACCUCAGUGUUUCCUCCCAGUUCUUCUGCUCUCCACAGAAGGGUGUCAUCAGUACGACUCAUCUUAUUCUUUCAUUUUAAUCAUCAUCCUCAUGCUGGUUUGACUGUCAACAUCGUUUUGCACAUUUUUAAAAGGUUACAGUAAGGGCGUGAUGAACGGAUCGAUUUCAAUUCAUCUAUUCGGUCUGCUCUGGGAUGUAAAGUUUAACUCCAACAACAAAGCAAUCAAGGUCCAGCUAUUUCAAUCAGGUUAGCAGUUAGUUUAUAAGAUCGAAGAUUAGAUCUCUAACAUUCCUGACUGCUGCAAGACAAACAGAUUUAAUCUACAAAAAACCUCCAGGCUUAAAAUGAUACACGUGAAUCCGUAUUAUUUAAAUUCCAGUUCUCGUUUACUCUUGUAUUAAAUGUGCCCAUUUUCUGCACAGAAUAAAAAAAAAAGUGUCAUUUUAUUCUAUAAUUUCAUUCUCUGUUCUUAUUAAAGUGGUCGAGGCAGCACUGCCUCGUACCGGUCAUCAUUUAA